CCACAGUUACUUGUUAUGUUUGGUGACUAAAACCACAUCUCGAUUUAAACUAUUUACAUGCUUUAUUUGUUUGUUAAAUUCAAUUAAAUUACUUUAUUUAUCAUGACCGUGCCAUUUAUUGAACAAUCAAAAGAACAUUUUUCCAAAAACAAUCGAAUCCGAGAUUACCAAUCGCACACAUGUAAAGUUCAUUCUGUCGACUGGAGCUGUGAUGGACAUCGCUUGGCUUCUGGCAGUGUAGAUAAAUCUAUUUCCAUUUUCAAUUUGGACAAAGAUCGGUUGAACAAGGAGAGCACAUUGAAAGGUCAUUCAGACUCAGUUGAUCAACUUAGCUGGCAUCCAUCACAUCCAGAUUUACUGGCUACUGCCUCACUGGAUAAAACUGUUCGUCUAUGGGACUCACGGGUUGCCAAAAAUUACGCUACAAUCAAUACUAAAGGCGAAAACAUAAACAUAUGUUGGUCACCCGAUGGUUCGUCAAUUGCUGUUGGUAACAAAGAGGACCUUAUCACUUUUAUUGACGCUAAGCAGCAAAAAAUCAAAGUUGAACAGCCAUUCAAAUUCGAAGUCAAUGAAAUUAGUUGGAAUAAUGACAAUGACUUAUUCUUUCUCACUUCUGGUCAAGGAGCUAUUCAUGUUCUCAGUUACCCCGACCUUCAACCACAAGUUGUUCUAAAUGCUCACCCGGCAAAUUGUAUUUGUAUUGAAUUUGAUUCUACGGGCAAAUAUUUUGCUGUUGGGUCCGCAGACACCAUGGUUUCGAUUUGGGAUGCUAAUCAUUUAGUUUGUCUUAGAACAAUUUCAAGACUAGAGUGGCCUGCUCGAGCUAUCAGUUUCAGUCAUGAUGGAAAAUUGCUGGCUUCUGGUUCUGAAGAUCUCUUAAUUGACAUAAGUUACGUUGAAACUGGUGAAAAGAUUAGUGGUGUUCCAGUCGAUUCUCCUACAUUCACAGUUGCUUUCCAUCCUUCGAGGUAUAUCCUCGCCUUCGCCUGUGAUGAUAAAGACACAUUUGGUCGUGAUGCUGGAACCGUCAAGAUUUUUGGGUUGCCUAAUGGCAAUUGAAAAAAUGUUUAGCUUCACAUAUCAAUUUUAAGAUCUUGACAUGGUUUAAAGGAUGCAGUUCAACUAUUGGUAUUUCGAUGAUCUCAAAAAUCGUGCUUUUUAGCAUUUUAAAAAAUGUAUAAAAUUCGUUUUCUUACAAAAUUUAAAUUACUUAUUUUACUAAGAUUGUCAGUAGAUAUAAUGUCUUAUAUGGUCAUGGUAUUUGAAGUACAUUAUACAACAUCUGACUUUUGUAAUGUUGUUUGUAUCUAUUUAUAUAAAAAAUCAUAAAAAAAGUGUACCUAAAAAGAAACAACUUUCAUUCUGAA
Molecule: messenger RNA, 1370 nt
Organism: Tetranychus urticae (two-spotted spider mite)
Lineage: Eukaryota; Metazoa; Arthropoda; Arachnida; Trombidiformes; Tetranychidae
Gene: tex
Product: THO complex 3 homolog tex
Biological process (GO): mRNA export from nucleus
Cellular component (GO): THO complex part of transcription export complex
Molecular function (GO): protein binding
Source: RefSeq, a predicted model, not a curated record